This is a messenger RNA of Cygnus olor (mute swan), 1578 nucleotides long. RefSeq names its product forkhead box E3 (gene FOXE3). The coding region runs from base 1 to 1146 and encodes 381 amino acids. Gene Ontology annotation, biological process: cell differentiation; regulation of transcription by RNA polymerase II; anatomical structure morphogenesis. NCBI's taxonomy places the organism in Eukaryota, Metazoa, Chordata, Aves, Anseriformes, Anatidae. The transcript has a single exon. The record is from RefSeq and is a predicted model, not a curated record. Gene Ontology annotation, molecular function: DNA-binding transcription factor activity, RNA polymerase II-specific; RNA polymerase II cis-regulatory region sequence-specific DNA binding.
AUGUGCACGCUGCCGGCCCCCGGCCCCGCCGCCAGCCCCGGCUCCCCCGGGCCCCCCCGGGGGUCGCCCCCCUCCUGCCAGGCGCCCCCGGUGAAGCCGGAGCCGAGGGGCGGCGGGGGCAGCCCCCCAGCUCCCCUUCCUCCGCCGCUGCCCCCCGAGGAGCCGCCGCCAGCAGCCGGGGGUCGCCGGAGAAAGCGGCCGGUGCAGCGGGGCAAGCCCCCCUACUCCUACAUCGCCCUCAUCGCCAUGGCCAUCGCCAACGCCGCCGAGAGGAAGCUCACCCUGGGGGGCAUCUACAAGUUCAUCACCGAGCGCUUCCCCUUCUACCGGGAGAACCCCAAGAAGUGGCAGAACAGCAUCCGCCACAACCUCACCCUCAACGACUGCUUCGUCAAGAUCCCCCGCGAGCCCGGCCACCCCGGCAAGGGCAACUACUGGACACUGGACCCGGCGGCCGAGGACAUGUUCGACAACGGCAGCUUCCUGCGGCGAAGGAAGCGCUUCAAGCGCACCGACAUCACCACCUACCCCGGCUACAUGCAGAACUCCAGCGCCUUCACCCCGCCGCCCGCCGCCCGCCCCGUGGCGCCCGCUGCGCCCUACCCCAACGCCCUCUGCUCGCCCGGCUACGGCCCCCAGCUCUCCGGCGCCGUUUUCCAUCCUUACGGGGCCGGAGCGGCCCCGCAGGCUCAGCACCCCAGGAUGUUCAGCAUCGACAGCCUCAUCAGCGGGCAGCAGGCCCUGCAGCCCUCGCCGCCCGCCGAGCUGGGCCACCCCUCGUUGGGUUUAUCCGGGGCUGAGCUUGCCCCCAGCUGCUCCGCUGGUGCCUCCGAGCCUCCCUGCUUCCAGCCUCAGCCCGUCAGCCCCGGCUUGCUGGGCCGGCCCGGCCCCAACGCCUUGCCUUACCCCUACGCCGCCUCGCCUCCCCACCUGCCCGUGGGGCAGGGCGGCUAUUCGCCCGGCAGCCCGCAGCUCUACGGGGCUCCCAGCAGGCUGGCCCUGCCCGCCGUGCGCCCCACAGCCUGCGCCGAGCACGGCGAGCAGCUCCUGGGGCUCCCCGCCUCGUCGCCCCUCGGCCAGUUCGGCUCCAGCAACGCCUACGUCAGGCAGCCCAAUUUCCCCGCCGGCCUCGAGCGGUACAUGUGAUGGGGCUGGGGGGGCACGGACGGGUGCCCCGAGGUGGCCGUGGGCACGGCCGGACACACGGAUGCUGCCCCGUGGUGGGAUCGGCUGGGUGGGGUGGGGGGGUCCUGGUCUUCGGCUGCGUAUGGACACAAAGCCACGUGCACGGUGCAGGGGGGCAAAAUCCUCUCUUUCCCAGCUGAUUUUUAACUGGAGAGAAGGGGAUGUAUUUUACUGCCGCGUUCCCCCCUGGCAGUGAUGCUCUCCGUGCCCGGGGGUGUCUGUUUCUCACCCGGCUGCGCCUGGGUGGAGCAGGGCACCCCGCAGCACCCCGGGGUGAGGCAGAGCUCGCCCAGGAGCUCGGUGCGUGGUGGGACAGGCAGGAACCCAGGGAGCAGAAAAUGUCCCAAAACGAGGCUUUUUCUCUCUUCCCUGGGUGCCUCCUCCAUAACUGGA